This is a messenger RNA of Nerophis lumbriciformis (worm pipefish), 1517 nucleotides long. Its product is annotated as regulation of nuclear pre-mRNA domain-containing protein 1A-like. The record is from RefSeq and is a predicted model, not a curated record. Lineage: Eukaryota; Metazoa; Chordata; Actinopteri; Syngnathiformes; Syngnathidae. Gene Ontology annotation, molecular function: RNA polymerase II complex binding. Gene Ontology annotation, biological process: mRNA 3'-end processing.
AAGUGCCUUGCUCAGGCGGCCGAGCUAGCAAGGCUAGGCUAACUAGCUGGUGUGUAAACAGGGUAGGGAGUUGGGUAGCUGUGUUGCUUUGAUUAGUGUGCUUUUAUUUUCCUUUAUUGGACGCCUAGAGUGAAACAACAACCACAAGCAACACGGUAGGGGAACAACCGAAGCGGCCGCUGUCGGUUAAAACUCGCAACGGCGACGUUUGUAGUGCGGUCGAAAUGUCCUCUUUCUCCGAGGCGGCUCUAGAGAAGAAGCUGUCCGAGCUCAGCAACUCCCAGCAAAGUGUGCAGACGCUGUCGCUGUGGCUCAUCCAUCACAGGAAACACGCCAAGACCAUCGUGGACGUGUGGUUUAACGAACUCGUCAAAGCUCAGGUACCACGCAAGCUGACCUUCGUGUACUUGGCUAACGAUGUCAUCCAGAACAGCAAGAAGAAAGGACCAGAAUUCACGCAGGAUUUUGCGCCGGUCAUCGUCGGCGCGUUCAAACAUGUUCACAGGGACGGAGAGGACGGCUGCAAGAAGCAGCUGGGCCGGGUGUUGUCCAUCUGGCAGGAGAGAGCCGUGUACGACAGCGACCUGCUGGACCAGCUCUCACAAGUCCUCUACGGCGACAAGAAGGCCAAGAAGAGACCCUACGAGUCCAUCCAAGCCUCAGAGGACCACUUUGCCUCCAGGAGUUCCCCAGGGGAGCCCCCACAGGUCCUGGUCCUGACGACGUCCGAGUUGAUCCGAGCCCUCCAGGAGCUGGAGAACGCCACCUCGGGAGACUCGCUGUUGCGUCAGCGCAUCUCUUCGCUUCCCGCCGAGGUGCAGGACACGUCCUUGCUUCACAGGAUCACAGAUAAGGAGUCGGGGGAGCGCAUCUCGCGGCUGGUUGACGACGCCUGCAUGCUGCUGGCCGACUACAGCGGCCGCCUGGCGGCGGAUAUCGACGACCGGCGGCAGCUGACGCGCACGCUCAGCAGCUUCCUGCAAAGCCAGAAGGACGGCCUGGUCCAGAACGAGCAGAAACUUGAAGAACUGGGAGACUAGUCAGGACAGAGGGAAAGAUGAAUGCAGCCAUGUACAGAGACAUCCUGGAUGAAAACCAAUGCUUCCCAUCCAACCUGAUGGAGCUUGAGAGGUGCUGCGAAGAGGAAAGGGCCACACUGCUCAAAGAUAGGUGUGCCAAGCUUGGGGCAUCGUAUCCAAAAAGACUCGAGGCUGUAACUGCUGCCAAGGGUGCAUCAACAAGGGUUAGGGUUUUUGAAAAACACCUUUUCGCAUUGUCAUUACGGGGUAAUUGUGUGUAGAAUUUUGAGGACCAAAAUGAAUGUAUUCUAUGAUGAAAUAAGGCUGUAGCAUAACAAACAUUGCUGUGAAUGAUACACUAACACACAGGUCAUUUCCAACUGUUGUCUUCUCACACACACCUGCUGGAGUUUGGAGCUGAUUGCAGGUUUGUUGUCCACGCGGCAGGAGAACCACGUCCCUCUUGCCACUUUGGAAUGGAAAAAAAAAAAGACUAUU